AUGGCUUACCGGUUGCUGUCCUUGGCCCUCGCGGCCCCUCUUAUCACGCUCUCCGCGGCUGAGAGCACAUCUCGACGCUCUAUCACGUUUCAGGGUCCGCUCGAAGUAGAGCAUGGUGGUGCUCAGAACAUCAAUGUAUCUUACCAUGAGGAUGUCGACGGUGAGCUUACGAUCGUUUACGGCAACUGCGAUAUGACAUCGCUCGGCGAGGCCCAUCACCAGGUUGGCCGAACGCAUGUUGGCAGACACCCUCAUGCUAAACGACACGUCGACUGGCAAGCGCAGAGGCCGACCAAGUUUGUCUGGGUGGCACCCUCGAACGUUCCUGACGGAUGUCUUCACGCCUUCGUGGACGGACAGCUCGCAGGGCAGUCGCAGGAGCUGCGGGCUAAGAAGCGCAUGGUUCGUCGCAGACUGAGUUUCGCCGACGUCGCCGACCCCAUGGGACCUUGGUUUGAUGGCGUCGAAUACCUGCAGCAAAAGCAGCCGGACGAAGUGUUCGUGGCGCAGGUCAAGGACAAGAAAUUCGGCAUUCUGGGAGCCGGAAUCUCCGGUCUGUUCACAGCGCUCAUCCUCGACUCUGUCGGCAUCCACAACUGGAAAAUUCUCGAGUCCUCCCACCGUAUCGGAGGCCGCAUGCUGACGAGCUACCUGAAUGGCACGAGCCCGGACGAUGGCCAAUACCACGAACUGGGUCCCAUGCGUUUUGCAGACGAGAUCACUGACCCUACCACCAAUGAAACAUUCCCCAUCAUGGAUCAGCGUAUGAUCUAUCAAGUCGCCGAUGUUCUCAACAAAAUGAACGCAGGCAACGACUCGCUUCAAGUCAAGUUUAUCGACUGGAUCCAAACGGCCGCUAAUACGCCCGUGUCGACCACGAAGCGCCGACCCGAUGGCACAUUCCCCGGCAGGACGGAGAUCGCCACAAACCCUGCCUAUUUUGAGCCCGCUCAGUACUCCAACGCCACGGCUGUUGCUGAAGCUCAACAAGCGCUGGACGAUUUCAAGGGACUCACUCCAGAGCGCAUCAAGUUCUACGCUACCAACAUUUUCCAAGCACACAAGCAGGCCGUGGAGCAGGGCAUGUUUGACUUCUCCGAGGUCGAAUACCUCCGCCACGUUAUUGGUACCGAUCUCAACGUUACAGAUGAGGCGACGCCUUCGCAGGUUGUGUGGCCCAUGUGGGAGUAUGAGACCGUGUACUUCAUGGCCAAGAAGUGGAAGACCAUCAAGGGCGGGCUCAGCCGUAUGCCAGAAGCCUUCGCCCCGCUUGUGAAGGACCGUAUUCAAUUCGGAGCCAAGGUCCACGGCGUCAAGCACCACGCCGACAACAAGACGCUCACCAUCUCGUAUCGCCCGACCGGCAGCAACCCCCGCGAAGUUGUCUCCACCAGGGAAUCAUUUGACUACAUCUUCAACAGUGUGCCCUUCAACCUUCUCCGCUUCUGGGAGCUGCCUCCUCACUCAAGCCUCAUGCGCCGCGCCAUCGACCGCACCGUCUUUGACGGCUCUGUCAAGGUUGCCAUCCAGUACAAGACGCGCUUCUGGGAGCAUCUUGAGCACCCCAUCAUCGGCGGCUGCGGUCGCGUCAAUGUGCCCCUUAUCGGCCAGAUUUGCUACCCGUCAUGGGACAUCAACUCCACAGGCCCCGGUGUGCUGCUCGCGUCGUACGUCGCCUCGUACGACGCCACGGUCGCGUGCGCCAUGUCCGACGAGGAGCAUAUUGCCUACAUCCAGCGCGCCAUGGUCGACAUCCACGGCCCCGCAGCCGAGGAGAACUGGACGGGUAACUGGGAGAGACACUGCUGGGAGCACGAUGAGCACCACGCCGGGUCAUGGGCCGUGCCCAUCGUGCCGCAGCAGCAGCUGUACCUGCCGGCGUUCUUCCACACCGAGUUCAACACGGUCUUCAUCGGCGAGCACACGAGCUACACGCACUCGUGGGUGUUCAGCGCGCUGGAGAGCGCAACGAGGGGCUCGGUGCAGAUGCUGUUGGAUCUGGGACUGGUCGACGAGGCGAAGGAGGUGACGAGGACGUGGAUGGCGCGGUGGAUCAGCGUUACCUCAAGCCAGGGAACCAAGAUGAGGAGCCUCCGAUCCAACAGACAGGCCAGCCUCAUCCUCACCGAAUCCAACAGGUCCUCCCUCGACCGCUUCGUCCAGAACCAAACCGCUCCCUUCAACAAAACAGCCACCCCCGGCCAGACCGUCUUCGACAAGGCCAUGGCCGAGAUUCGCAGCGGCCGCAAGACGUCCCACUGGGUCUGGUUCGUGUUCCCCCAGCUCGCGGGCCUCGGCGUCUCGGCGCUGAACCGCUACUUUGCCCUCGCGUCCGUCGACGAGGCGCGUCGCUACGCGGCGCACGCUGUGCUCGGGCCCCGUCUGCGCGAGGCUGUGGAUGCUGUUCUGCGCAGCGAGGAGACGGAUAUGGUGAGGUUGUUUGGGGAGACGGAUUGGGUGAAGGUCCGGUCUUGUUUGACUUUGUUCGCGGCGGUGGGGGGGCUGGGGGAGAGUGUUUUUCGGCGGGCUUUGAGGGAGCGGUUUGGUGGUGAGGCGUGUUCGACAACGCUGGAGCUGGUGGAGGAGGAAAGGGCGGGAGUUGAUGGGACGGGGGAUGGGCGGGUUUUCUUUUGA
Verticillium nonalfalfae is the source of this 2634-nucleotide messenger RNA. RefSeq lists its product as uncharacterized. The coding region runs from base 1 to 2634 and encodes 877 amino acids. NCBI's taxonomy places the organism in Eukaryota, Fungi, Ascomycota, Sordariomycetes, Glomerellales, Plectosphaerellaceae. The record is from RefSeq and is a predicted model, not a curated record. The transcript has 3 exons. Gene Ontology annotation, biological process: amino acid catabolic process. Gene Ontology annotation, molecular function: L-amino-acid oxidase activity; polyamine oxidase activity.